Molecule: messenger RNA, 1328 nt
Organism: Panicum hallii
Lineage: Eukaryota; Viridiplantae; Streptophyta; Magnoliopsida; Poales; Poaceae
Product: octanoyltransferase LIP2p, chloroplastic-like
Exons: 4
Coding region: 26-787 (253 amino acids)
Biological process (GO): protein lipoylation
Cellular component (GO): mitochondrion
Molecular function (GO): lipoyl(octanoyl) transferase activity
Source: RefSeq, a predicted model, not a curated record
CGUGGGCCGGAUCGCUAACCCAGUGAUGCGAUGCGACCCCGAACGACAUCGCCGCCUCGGUGCCUCCGCCCGCCGCCACCGCGCGCCGGCGAGGAGGGCGCGUAAAAAGGGCGGGGCGCGGGGGCGGUCCUCCCACGCCUCGCGCCUGCCCCCAACCAUGGCCCUCCUGCCGUCAACCUCCUCCCCCUCCUGCCACCGCCGCGCCGCGCCCUUCGCGCCGGCCGCCGCCACCUCCGGCGCCCCCUGGGCGACCCCCCGGGGGGGAACCCCGCGCCUCGCGGCGGCCGGGGGCCGCUACGCCCUUACCUCCGCGUCGACGCAGACCCGUCCCGACGCGGUCGGCAGGAGGAGGUGUGAGUGCUUCGACCUCCAUCAGCAGAUCGUUCCUUAUGCGGAGGCUUACGCUUGGCAGAAGUCCAUUGUUAAGAGGAGGAUAGGGUUGCUAGACAGCGGCGAAGAUCACUCGGAUACCUUGAUUGCUUUACAACAUCCACCGGUUUAUACGUUGGGCUCUGACAGCAAAAAGGAAUACCUCCAUUUCCACAAGGAAGAUGCUCCUUUUGAGGUUCAUCAGAUUGAUCGUGGUGGGGAAGUGACGUAUCAUGGCCCUGGACAGCUUGUUAUGUACCCGAUUCUCAAUUUGCGGUACCACAAAGAGGAUCUUCAUUGGUACUUUAGGUCACUUGAAGAAGUGAUCAUCCGUGCACUGAAAUCCGCAUUCUUCAUCAAGGCAUCAAGGGUAGAAGGCCUCACAGGUGUUUGGGGGAUCAGAAAGUUGCAGCGAUAGGGAUUCGUGGCACCCGGAUGAUAGUUUACCAUGGUCUAGCACUAAACGUCACAACUGACUUAACCCCCUUCAAACUGAUUGAUCCCUGUGGCAUAAAAGAUCGUGGCGUUGGGAGCAUUAUGGCGAUACUGCAAAAAGAAUCCAAUGGAAGGGAAAUCGACGACAGAUUACUGAUGGAUAUAGCAUAUAACUCCUUGGUGGAAGAGUUUGCUGAGCUUUUCCAACUAAGUUUAGACAUCAGCCCUCAUUGCAGUUUUCAGUGAGACAACAAUCUCAUUCCCAGCCUACUGCAUGGUGUUUCAUUUUGGAGGCGGCAUGGUUGUCGCAGCCGUUCGAGAUGAAUUUCGCCGUGUUUGCAGCAGUCCACUCCACUCUGUAUAGCAGUAGCAUCAUGUAGUGCUUCUUUCUUGUAAGGAACAGUGUAUUUACCAAUUCUUCCAUACGAUCCGGUGCUAACAUCCGAACCGGCAUUUAAAAUAGUGUCUAUUGUUGUUUUGCAUCCACAUUUUAAAUUGAAAGUGUAUUUGUUUAAGUUGUCCCU